Molecule: messenger RNA, 933 nt
Organism: Aureobasidium vineae
Lineage: Eukaryota; Fungi; Ascomycota; Dothideomycetes; Dothideales; Saccotheciaceae
Source: the annotation of a GenBank genome assembly
AUGCCUUCCAUCAGCAACAUCGUCGCCGCCAUGGCCUUCACCGCCGGCAUUGCCCAGGCCAUCCCCAGUACCAGAACCAAGAACGCCAGCUCUUCUGCCGGUGCUUCCAAGACCUCGUCCGCCGCUGGCAUGGCCACACUCCCCGCUCUUGCCGAGUCCGCCUACUGCCCCGGCCUUAACGGUGCCCUCGUCGGUGACUACCUGAUUGAGUGCUCCACCACGCACUUCGGAACCAUCCUUCAGGUUGGCAACGGCACCGUCGCUGUCGCCAAGCGUGCUGUCUACACCUCUCUCGGUGACUGCAUCAACCUCUGCUCGACCACUUCUACUUGUGUUGGUACCGCUUUCGACACUGCUGCCCGCACCUGCACCCUCUACUCUGAGGUCGGCCAGGCUGUUGCCGCCAACGGUGUUGACUUUGCCGUCCUGACCAACCCCACCGGCAACUCUGUCGGUGCCGGUGAUGUCGCCACUUCUACCAUCUUCUCGACCCAGCUGGUGACCAUCUCCAGCUGUGCUCCCACUGUCACCAACUGCCCUCUCAAGAACGGCGCAUCGGUUGUGACUCAGGUGGUCGCCGUCAGCUCGACUGAGUACAUCUGCCCUACCGCCACCACUCUCCCCGCCUCUGCUUACGCUCCUUCUUCCGGCUCCAUGGUCCCUGUCCAGACUGUCGUUGUCAACAGCCCCUGCGCUCAGGCCACUGCCAACAUGAACAACGGCAACGGCAACAACAACAGCGGUAACAACAGCGGUGCCGUCACCUCCACCGUCACCGUCUGCAACAGCGGCAAGUGCUCUGCUGUCGCCACCACCAUCGCUGUUGCCUCUGCCACCACCUCCCAGAUGGCCGUCUACACUGGUGCUGCCGACUCUGUCAAGGCCGGUUCCGCCUUCGCCGCCUUCGUUGCCGGUGCCGCCAUCCUCCUCUAA